UCUGCUUUUUAAUAUGUUGUCCAGGUUGGUCAUAACUUUCCUUCCAAGGAGUAAGCGUCUUUUAAUUUCAUGGCUGCAAUCACCAUCUGCAGUGAUUUUGGAGCCCCACCCAAAAAAUAAACUCUUGCCACUGUUCCUACUGUUUCCCCGUCCAUUUCCCAGGACGUGAUGGGACCAGAUGCCAUAGUGACAUACAAAAAAGGAAAUGCUACAAAAUGAUCCAGUAAUAACCUCCCUCCACAUUUCCCAAGUAAACUAUUAGCUUGGGGGGGGUGUGUGUGUGUGUUUAGUCAUGUUCGACUCUUAGCGACCCUGUGGACUGUAACCUCUCAGGCUUCUCUGUUCCUGGGAUCUUCCCAGGCAAGAAUACUGGAGUGGGUUGCCAUUUCCUUCUCCAGGGGAUCUUUCCAGUCCAGAGAUCAAACCCAUGUCUCCUGUGUUGGCAGGCAGAUUCUUUACCACUGAGCCACCAGGGAAGCCCAGCUCUUUAGAAAGUCCCUCUUUAAAUCCUAUCUCCUCAAAUCUCCACUUAACCUCACUUUUCUCAUUUGAAAUGUGAAAAUAACUGUUCUCCAUCCCGUGGAUUGUUGGAAAUGCACUAUACACUAAGAGGUAACCACAUGUGGCUACUUAAAUUUAAUUAAAGUUGAAUAAAAUGUAAAAUUCACUUCCUCAGCCACACUCGCCACAUUUCAAGUGACUAGUGGCUUCCACGUUGGAAACAGCAGAUAUAUCAUUACCGAAAGUUCUAUUGAACAGUGCUGUGUCAGCGCUAGGACUGGUCAAAGACCAGAGAAAGUGAUAUGAUUGAACUGAAAACUCAGGCCUUUGCCUGGUUGGUUUUGAGUGAGAAGGUUCAGUGGGUGGGUGGGAAGCAAGCUGACCUUCAGAACAGUGACAUCACAAAGAACAGCUCACAGUGGCUCUGGAACACCUGGACUCCCAGACCACUCUUCCUAACUCAUAUCUAGGUUCCUGAAGCCUCUGCACAUGUCGUUCCUGGAGCUGCUGGUAUAUUAAAAUGUCAUCUUCAUCUUCUAUCUGGGACACCAUCAUAGAUUAUCUCUCUCUGAGCACGAUAUGGAAUUAUCUACAAGCAACUCUUCUGGGAGAGACUAGUGCGCCUCAGCAAACAAAUUUGGGGCCACUAGAUAACCUUGCUCCGGCUGUGCAAGUUAUCCUGGGAAUUUCCUUUUUGAUUUUGUUGGGAGUGGGAAUGUAUGCCUUAUGGAAACGAAGUGUUCAGUCAAUUCAGAAAAUACUGUUGUUUGCAAUCACACUCUACAAACUUUACAAGAAAGGCUCAGAUUUUUUUCAGGCUUUGCUGGUCAACCCAGAAGGGAGUGAUCUCACACUUCAAGACAAUAAUAUUUUCCUGUCUUUGGGUCUGCAAGAGAAGAUUCUGAAAAAGCUUCAGACAGUGGAAAACAAAGUGAAGGACUUGGAAGGGAUGAUCAUUUCCCAAAAACCUGCCACAAAGAGGGAUUACUCCUCUGAGCACUACUGCAGCUGCUCCGACUGCCAGAGUCCCUUGCCUACAUCAGGGUUUACAUCCACGUCUGAAAUGUGAUGGGCUCCCGCUGUUUCUAGAAAAGCGCUGUUUUCCUCAUGUGUGCGGCGGUGUAUCAAUAAAGACAGAGAACUAUAUUGAAA
Messenger RNA from Cervus elaphus (red deer), 1653 nucleotides. It is a transcript of the gene TMCO2, whose product is annotated as transmembrane and coiled-coil domains 2. Bases 1022 to 1570 code for a protein of 182 amino acids. NCBI's taxonomy places the organism in Eukaryota, Metazoa, Chordata, Mammalia, Artiodactyla, Cervidae. The transcript is spliced from 2 exons. Gene Ontology annotation, cellular component: nucleus. The record is from RefSeq and is a predicted model, not a curated record.